Messenger RNA from Solea solea (common sole), 6573 nucleotides. Its product is annotated as protein unc-13 homolog A-like. Gene Ontology annotation, cellular component: presynaptic active zone cytoplasmic component; neuromuscular junction; presynaptic membrane. Lineage: Eukaryota; Metazoa; Chordata; Actinopteri; Pleuronectiformes; Soleidae. The coding region runs from base 388 to 6015 and encodes 1875 amino acids. Gene Ontology annotation, molecular function: calcium ion binding; calmodulin binding; syntaxin-1 binding. The record is from RefSeq and is a predicted model, not a curated record. Gene Ontology annotation, biological process: presynaptic dense core vesicle exocytosis; synaptic transmission, glutamatergic; synaptic vesicle maturation. The transcript is spliced from 42 exons.
AGCUGUCCUCGCGCGCGGAGGGUCCCGCCUGCUGCUUAAACAAGAUGGCUGUACGCGCAGGAGGAGCAGUAGCAGCAGCAGCACCGGAGGAGGAGGAUAACUGAGGCUAUGCAGAGGAGGAAGGACAGGGGGAGACGAGGGUUUGUUUCACUCCUGUGCGCCUGGUCCUGCAGUCAGAGUAGCGGCUUCACAGAGGAACGGACGCCGUGACACGAUGCUGCUUUGUGACCGUUACCUGUCAGGGUGACGGCUGCUUCACUUGCGUGUCUUUAUUGUUAUUAGCUUUUCUUCUAAACUCAGCACCAAACAGACUGAGCAAACAAAUCACGGAGCACUCGGCAGCAGAGGACAACCGGGGACGCUCACUACAUCACGCCGCUGACAGAGAUGUCCCUGCUGUGCGUGGGAGUGAAGAAAGCCAAACUGGAUGGACCCCAAGAUAAGUUCAACACUUAUGUGACUCUGAAGGUGCAAAAUGUGAAGAGCACAACCAUUGCUGUCAGGGGCAACUUGCCCAGCUGGGAGCAAGACUUCAUGUUUGAGAUCAACCGCCUUGACCUGGGUCUGACGGUCGAGGUGUGGAACAAAGGGUUAAUUUGGGACACCAUGGUUGGCACUGUGUGGAUUCCCCUCCAGAACAUCCGGCAGUCAAACGAGGAGGGUCCAGGGGAGUGGCUCACACUCGACUCUCAGGUCAUUAUGUCUGAUAAUGAGAUCUGUGGCACCAAAGAUCCCACUCUGCACCUGGUGCUGCUUGACACACGCUUUGAACUGCCUCUUGAUAUCCCAGAGGAUGAAGCACGGUACUGGGCCAAAAAACUGGAGCAGCUCAACGCUAUGAGGGACCAAGAUUAUUCAUACCAGGAAGAACAGGAACGCCCUCUCCGUGCGCCAGGCACCCAGUGCUGUAAUUGGAACCUAUGGGGAGACCAACAAAAUGAGGAUCCGGACAGUGCAGUGGAUGACAGGGACAGCGACUAUCGCAGUGAAACCAGUAACAGCAUCCCUCCUCCCUACUACAGCACAUCUCAGCCCAAUGCCUCUGUCCACCAAUAUCCCAUCAGCCACCAGCACCGCACCUCCAGAAGCUUUUCUUACCCAUGCACGGCCAAUAGCGACGACCUGGACUACCACAAUCAGAGGGCUGUUAGCCCCACGGGGAGCUAUGCGUCAUCUGCAGAGCUGAGUCGGUGCAGCAGUCAGCUGAGUGUGGAGGAUUAUGGAGGUGAGUACAUCGAGAGGGAUCCGUAUGAUGAGAACGACUCCUACCACUCCUGCCAUUCCUCGGUCAGCUACAGCAAAGGCUCUCCAGACUGGGACCCUGAUGAGACCCAGGCAGCAUACAGUGAUGAGGGUGGUUACAGCAAAGAUGGUGGCGAGGAGGUGGCUCUGUACGAGGAGGAUGAUGGCGGAUUGUAUGAGGGAGAAGAAGAUGGGCUCUAUGAGGAAGAAGAGAUAAUGUAUGAUGAUGAGGAUUUGUACAAUUUGGAUGGGCCCCUUAGUGAGGACAUAGAGCCUCCAUUCACUCCCACACCAACAUCAACUGCCCCUCCAACUCUUGAUGUACCAAGCUCCAGACCUCCUCUAGAGAAACAGACGUCCUUGCACCAGCAGCAGCCAUCUUCUCAAUUGUCUAACCAAACACCUAAUCAGGCUCAUCCUCCUGGCGUGGCCCCAGCAGCACAGCCCCCCUCUAGUCAAACAACAACCCAAACACCUAAGCAGCCCCAAACACAACCUCAGCCACAGCCAGCUCCAUCUGCUACUUCCUUCUUCUCAAUGGCCAAACCUCUAACAGCUGCAGUCACAGGCCUGGCCUCUACUUUCCUGUCUUCAGCCACCCAACCUGCCCAACCUGCCCAACCUCCCCCGCAGCCCUCAGCCUUAUCCCAACAGCACCAUUCUGCAGCAGCCAGCUCUGUCCCGCCAUCUCACCCAGCCACCAUGGCUAACUCAGCCACUCAGCCUCCCUCCACCACCGUCGGCCCUUCCUCACAACAGAUCCCGUCAUCUGCACAGCCCCAUUCCCAAACCAACGACCCUGCCACCACACAGUCAGCUGCCCCCGAGGACCAGGUUCCCCAACUUGAAGAAGAACAGUGGCUAGAAGAGGAAAUGAUGUUGGAGAGAGAGGACAGGACCCCUCCAGCCCAGUCGGAGGAGAAGUUCCCGAUGGAGGAAAAGGAGCAACAAUUUGAAGAGAACACACCGCAGACACCCACAGAGUUACAAGAGAUUCCACCAGAGAGCCCUCCAGUUAUAGAGGAGCCCAAAGAGCCAGUCGAUCCAGCAGUCCGCGCCAAAGAGAACUGGCUGAGGUUGUACAAUAAGGUUUUAGAGCAGCUUCGGGAGGCUCGAGGAGAGACCUCCAACUCGCUGUGGUUUGGUAAAGGAGGAAUGGGUGGUGCACUCUACAGUAUUGACAGCAUGCCUGACCUUCGUAAAAGGAAAGCUAUUCCACUUGUGAGAGAUCUGGCCAUGUCGCUAGUGCAGAAUUCUCGGAAAGCUGGAAUCACAUCAGCCAUGGCUUCCACCACUCUUGGCAAUGAAGAGCUAAAGAGCCAUGUUUAUAAAAAGACCCUGCAGGCUCUGAUCUACCCCAUCUCCUCCACCACGCCACACAACUUUGAGGUGUGGACAGCCACCACCCCCACCUACUGCUAUGAAUGUGAGGGACUGCUUUGGGGUAUCGCCCGCCAAGGCAUGCGCUGCUCUGAGUGUGGCGUCAAAUGUCACGAAAAGUGUCAGGAUCUACUCAACGCCGACUGUCUGCAGAGAGCUGCAGAGAAGAGCUCCAAACACGGGGCGGAGGACCGAACCCAGAACAUCAUCAUGGUCUUGAAGGACCGCAUGAAGAUCAGAGAGAGGAACAAACCAGAGAUCUUUGAGCAGAUACAAGAAGUGUUUGCCCUCGAUAAAUCAACACACGCCACGCACAUGAAACAGAUCAAGCAGAGUGUGCUUGACGGUACCUCAAAAUGGUCUGCGAAGAUCAGCAUCACAGUGGUUUGUGCUCAGGGUCUGCAGGCUAAAGACAAAACAGGCUCCAGUGACCCUUAUGUCACUGUUCAAGUCGGGAAGACCAAGAAGAGAACCAAGACCAUCUAUGGCAACCUCAACCCUGUCUGGGAGGAAAACUUCCACUUCGAAUGCCACAACUCAUCUGACCGCAUCAAGGUCCGUGUGUGGGACGAGGACGAUGACAUCAAGUCCCGCGUGAAACAGAGGUUUAAGCGUGAGAGCGACGACUUCCUGGGUCAAACAAUCAUCGAAGUCCGCACUCUGAGCGGGGAGAUGGACGUCUGGUACAACCUGGACAAGAGAACAGAUAAGUCUGCUGUGUCGGGAGCCAUUCGGAUGCACAUCAGUGUGGAGAUCAAAGGAGAGGAGACGGUAGCACCUUACCAUGUCCAGUACACCUGUCUACACGAGCAUCUGUUCCAGUACACUACUGAGGAGCAGAAUGGAGGUGUAGUAAAAAUCCCGGAUGCCAAAGGGGACGAUGCCUGGAAGGUGUACUUUGAGGAGACAGCUCAAGAGAUAGUGGACGAGUUCGCCAUGAGAUAUGGAGUCGAGUCCAUCUACCAGGCCAUGACCCACUUUGCCUGCUUGUCAUCCAAGUACAUGUGCCCAGGAGUCCCAGCGGUGAUGAGCACACUGCUGGCCAACAUCAACGCUUACUACGCCCACACCACCCAGUCCUCCAACAACGUUUCUGCCUCAGACAGAUUUGCUGCGUCAAACUUUGGCAAGGAGAGGUUUGUCAAACUGCUGGAUCAGCUGCACAACUCCCUGAGGAUUGACCUGUCCAUGUACCGGAAUAACUUCCCUGCCAGCAGUCCUGAAAGACUACAGGAUCUUAAGUCCACUGUUGAUCUCUUGACCAGCAUCACAUUCUUCAGGAUGAAGGUCCAGGAGCUGCAGAGUCCCCCGAGGGCAAGUCAAGUGGUGAAAGAUUGCGUGAAAGCCUGUCUCAACUCCACCUAUGAGUACAUUUUCAACAACUGCCAUGACCUCUACAAUAGGGAAUAUCAGACAGAUCCUUCAAAGGCAGUUCCUCCGGAUGAGCAGGGUCCCAGCAUCAAGAACUUAGACUUCUGGUCCAAACUUAUCACCCUCAUCGUCUCCAUCAUAGAGGAGGACAAAAACUCCUACACUCCUUGCCUUAAUCAGUUUCCUCAGGAACUGAAUGUGGGCAAGAUCAGCGCUGAGGUCAUGUGGAAUAUGUUUGCACAAGAUAUGAAAUAUGCCAUGGAGGAGCAUGAGAAGAAUCGCCUGUGUAAAAGUGCAGAUUAUAUGAACUUGCACUUCAAGGUAAAGUGGCUCUAUAAUGAGUACUGCAAGGAGCUGCCCACUUUCCAGAAGCACGUCCCUGAAUAUCCAGCCUGGUUCGAACCAUUUGUCAUCAUGUGGUUGGACGAAAAUGAGGAAGUGUCCAGAGAUUUUCUCCAUGGAGCCCUGGAGAGGGACAAAAAAGAUGGGUUCCAAGUCACAUCUGAGCAUGCUUUGUUCUCCUGCUCAGUGGUGGACGUGUUCUCUCAGCUUAAUCAAAGCUUUGAAAUCAUCCGUAAACUGGAGUGUCCCGAUCCACAGAUUGUUGGGAACUACAUGAAGAGAUUCGCCAAGACUAUCGGCAAUGUCCUGUUGUCUUACGCUGACAUCAUAGCAAAAGACUUUCCAAAUCAUGUCAAGAAGGAGAAAGUGCCAUGUAUCAUCAUCAAUAACAUCCAGCAGCUCAGAGUUCAGCUGGAGAAGAUGUUUGAGGCCAUGGGAGGCAAAGACCUCAAUCUGGAGGCGAGUGACUUCUUGAAGGAGCUGCAGAACAAACUCAACAGUGUCAUGGAUGACCUGAGUCGCAUCUUUGCAGUCAGUUUCCAGCCACAGAUUGAGGACAACGUGAGGCAGAUGGGAGAUAUCUUAGCCCAGGUCAAAGGUCAGACUGUACCAGCCAAUGGCAGUGUGGUUCAGGAGGCGGACAACGUCUUACAACCCAUCAUGGACUUCCUGGACAGCAAUCUGUCGCUGUUUGCAAAGAUCUGUGAGAAGACCGUCCUGAAGAGAGUGCUGAAGGAGUUGUGGAAACUAGUGAUGAACACAAUGGAAAAAACGAUUGUUCUUCCAACACUUACCGACCAGACGGGCACUCAGAUGAUCUUCAAUGCUGCUAAGGAACUGGGGCAGCUUUCUAAGCUCAAGGAGCACAUGGGGCGAGAGGAGGCCAAAGCUCUGACUCCUAAACAGUGUGCAGUCAUAGAGCUGGCGCUGGACACUAUUAAGCAAUACUUCCAUGCUGGUGGUGUGGGCCUGAAGAAAACCUUCUUGGAAAAGAGUCCAGACCUGCAGUCUCUGCGCUACGCCUUGUCUCUGUACACGCAGGCCACCGACAAACUGAUCAGGAAGUUUGUCCUCUCACAGAACGCACAGGUGCAUGGAGGGAAAGGCGUCAGGUACUCGGCGAACGAAGACACGCCGCCAGAGAAAGCGUCUGGAGUGGAUGCAGUUGGCGAAGUGGUCAUGUGUGUGGAUAUCUUACCCCAGCCUAACGGAGAACACAAAAUCAGUGUCAAAGUGGUGGCUGCAAAUGACCUGAAGUGGAAGGCUCAGGGCUUCAGGCCUUUUGUGGAGGUCUACAUCAUCGGCCCUCACCUCAGCGACAAGAAGAGGAAAUUUGCCACCAAGUCAAAGAACAACACCUGGUCUCCCAAGUUCAACGAGAUCUUCCAGUACUCGCUGGGCACAGAGGUGGGUCCAGAGAGCUACGAGCUGCAGGUGUGCGUGAAGGACUACUGCUUCGCCAGAGAGGAUCGUACUGUGGGGGUGGCCCUGCUGCAGGUGAAGGACAUUGCCAGCAAGGGCAGCGUCACCUGCUGGCUGCCGCUGGGCAGGCGCACGCACAUGGACGAGACCGGUCUGACAGUGCUGCGCAUCCUCUCCCAGCGCAACAACGACGACGUGGCAAAGGAGUUUGUGAAGCUCAAGUCAGACCAGCGCUCAGCUGAGGAGGGCCGCAGCUGAGCGAGGACACACCAACCCCAGAAACUGACUCACGUAGUAUUAUGCACACAUAUAAGUACCACAUAGAUGAUAAGCAACCAUGUGCAAUACAUAAGCACACACACACGUGAAAAUACUCUUAUUGUACAAAUAUCUGCAUACAUUAUGCAACAUUGACAUCGGUGCAAACUAUGUGUUUGUAAAAAGAUGACGUUUCAUUUUGAAUAAUUCAGCAGCUCAACUCAAAUUUGGUCAGCUGAAGGUUUUAGCCUUGCAUUUAGCAAGCCCUUGUCACUCUCUCCUUUAACACACCGCACCUUUUAUAUGGUAUAUGGAUAAAACUACAACGCCACAACUGCAUCCAUGUGAAUAGUUUGACAAAGACCACUUUGCACUUUUGCUUCUCUGUAUCUUCAGGAGAGCGGCUCUCGCCCAAGCUACGCUCUGUCCUCCUGCUUGCCUGUUUGUGUUGUUCUUCCAGUCUAUCGUUCUCCUCUCCUCUCCUCUCCUUUCCUCCCACAGUGUUGCAUACGGUGGAAAUCAGAUCCAAGAUCAGCUUUCUUCACGCCCAAAAACCCC